Messenger RNA from Puntigrus tetrazona (Sumatra barb), 9146 nucleotides. RefSeq names its product PDZ domain containing 2 (gene pdzd2). Lineage: Eukaryota; Metazoa; Chordata; Actinopteri; Cypriniformes; Cyprinidae. The record is from RefSeq and is a predicted model, not a curated record. Bases 594 to 7931 code for a protein of 2445 amino acids. The transcript is spliced from 25 exons. Gene Ontology annotation, molecular function: protein binding.
UCCUUUGUGAAAGAGUUGUCAAAGUUGACCAAAAGGGAGGCGAUUUUUCACAAUAACACUCUGACGAAAAAAGUUCAGCUGUUCGGGGUCUCUCCCAGAUCACUACACGCGCUUCUGAAGGACUUCACUGAUUUGGAUUAAAUUUUCUCCCGGUGUUGGAAACGCGGUCCGCUGACACGGUUUAAUGCAGUUGUACGGACGGUGGACGUCUGUGGCGCCUGUGAGUCAGGAUAGAUCUCGACUCCCAGUGAUCCACUAUUUUCCACUUUAAUGGUAUUGGAAAUCAGAUUUGGCACACACCAAGACGACCCGCUAAUGGCACACGUUCUCUUGUUACCCCUCAAAGCAUAAACGUGCCCUACUUCCUCAAUCUCUGCGCUUUCCUUUUGUUUCUGCGGAUGACAUCAUGGAGCUCUGUGGUCUAAGUGUAUUAUCGAUGGACGGCAGCGCUCUAGAUCUGAAGUCUGUGAGGUCACCGUGUCAUUUCCAAAGGAAUGUGAAGCCAUUUUAAUGCGUCUGAUUGCAGCCACCACUGGAGAGCCUUGACUCAACAUGCAGGGGCGGCCCAGGCAGGCCCAGCAGCAGCAGCUAGGAUGCCUAUCACCCAAGAAAAUGCCCUGAGCCAUCUACCUCUGCUGGAGAACUGGCUCUGGGCACAAGAAAAGGACAGAGAUGAGGGCAGUGAGCCUCAGGUGAGCACAGGCGGGGUUUGCAAGGCCGCCAUCCGCAAGCUUGUGGAAUAUAUUCAGCUAAACUUUGCUGAAGUUGAGAGUCCUCUGUACAGUAGCAGCCAAUUCAGAGAGGAAAUCGAUGCUGAGGUGAAGGCGGUCUACUUGAACAAGUCUGAGGAAGAUGGACCGGAGUUUGGGCUCAGCUUUGGAAAUAUUCCCAUUUUUGGAGACCCCGAGGGAAAGAAGAAAGGGGUCAGGAGGAGGCGCAGGAAGGGCGAUAAAGGCCCUGUCUUGGACGUCGGGUGCAUUUGGGUGACUGAGGUGAAAAAGAACAGCCCAGCGGCCCGUUGUGGAGAUAUCAAACUGCGAGAUGAGCUUCUGUCACUGAACGGACAGUUGAUGGUUGGGGUAGAUGUCACCGGAGCCAGUUACUUGGCGGACCAGUGCUGGAAUGGAGGCUGCAUCUACCUGAUCAUGUUGCGAAGAAUUAAACGCAAAGCUCCUCUCCCUCCAUGCAAUGGCAGCGGGGGCAACUCCGUGGACGUCUCUAAUGAGCACCGGCGCAAUGUCUCCUCCGAGCUUGCAGGCAGCCCCACACAGAAUGGACAGAACGGCAAACGAACUCGCAAAUUUGGCGUCAUUUCCCGUUCCUCAUUCACUCGCGACAGCAAAGACAGUAAAGAUAGCCGGGACUUUGAGCAUGAGAAUGGCUACAGCUCCAUGGAAGCAGAGGUCACGUCCCCAGAGAGCAGCACCCCUCAGGACACACCGACCGAUGAGAGACCAGUCGUUGGCUCCUCAGUGCUGAUGUCCAAUCACAUGAAGGUGGGAAGCACUGCCACCCUACCCAGCCGGUCCCACUCACGCCUGUCCGAAAGUUACAAAACUGAGUCGAUAAGCAGUGAACCUUCCGGUCAGCCCCGUGAGGGCAGCCGGAUCUGGAAGAUGCACAUGGUGAAGGGUCAGGACGGGCUGGGUAUCCAGAUCACGGGCGGGCGAGGGUCCAAGCGCUCUCCUCACGGUAUCAUCGUGGCCCACGUGGAGGAGGGAGGAGCCGCACAAAGAGAUGGCCGUCUGAAAGCAGGUGACGAGUUACUGAUGAUAAACGGUCAUUCCCUGGUAGGACUCUCACACCAGGAGGCUGUGGCCAUCUUGCGGUCCACUGCUGGACUCGUGCAGCUGGUAGUGGCCAGCAGGGAUGAAUCCGAAGUGGACUUCCACAAGUACCCGUCCACCAGCUUGCCCGACCUAGUGAGCACGUGCUCUGGUCCGGACGCCUCUCCCUCCCCUGGGGAGGAGAAGGAGAACAUGGAGCCGGAUGUGGAGGACGUGAGGGCCAGCAGCCUUUCACUGCCCACCCAGGACUUGUUUACAGAUUUUGACAGACUGGAGGAACGUGGCAGGAUUGAGGGUCCCAAGGGAUGUUGCCGAAGCCCCACACCAAUGAAGUUCCGUAGCAGAUCUCAAGGUGGAGGAAGCCGCCUGGAAUCUGUUGGUGAAGAUGAUGAGCUAAUUGUGGAAAACGGUGAUGCAGGAAGUGAUGUGGCAGAAAAGCCAGCGCGAGGAGGACGCAAACAUUCCCUCCCGCAGCAGCUGGAUACAGUUGGGAUUCGACAGGAAUAUCAAAUUGUGAAGAAAUCGGCUCGUUCCCUGAGCACUGUUCAAGUGGAAUCGCCAUGGCGACUGGCACAGCCAUCCAUAAUCUCCAACAUUGUCCUAAUGAAAGGACAGGGCAAGGGUCUCGGCUUCAGCAUUGUCGGUGGGCAGGAUUCAGCCCGGGGGAGGAUGGGUAUAUUCGUCAAGACGAUUUUCCCCAGUGGAGCAGCUGCAGCAGACGGGAGACUGAAAGAAGGUGAUGAGAUAUUGGAAGUGAAUGGAGAGUCUCUCCAAGGCCUGACGCACCAGCAGGCCAUUCAGACCUUCAAGCAACUGAAGAAGGGAGUGGUUACCCUAACUGUGCGAACCCGUCUGAGGAGCCCAAGUCUUACACCCUGUCCUACUCCCACCCUACUCAGCAGAUCCAGCUCUCCAAACUCAAAUGCCAGUGGUGGGACUCCAGUCCCUCCUAGCUUUGAAGAUGGGGACUCUCGUAAGGGACCUGGUCCCAAAGAUCGCAUUAUCAUGGAGGUUACACUGAACAAAGAGCCAGGUGUUGGGCUGGGUAUCGGUGCCUGUUGUCUAACACUGGAAAACAGCGCUCCUGGGAUCUACAUCCAUAGCUUGGCUCCAGGAUCUGUUGCCAAAAUGGAUAGCAGACUCAGUCGAGGAGACCAGCUCCUGGAAGUGGACUCUGUGAGCCUGAGACAUGCAGCAUUGAGUGAAGCUUAUGCUAUCCUGAGUGAAUGCGGACCCGGCCCAGUCAGCCUCAUCAUCAGCCGACAUCCAAACCCCAAGGUGUCUGAACAGGAGAUGGAUGAAGUGAUCACUCGCUCCACUCACAGAGAUAGUCAUUCUUCCCACACGCUUGGCCUGCCGUCAAAGAGCCCAUCUCCCACUGUUAAAGUCAAGCAGGGUGAGAGUAAUCCUGCUCUCAGCUGGACCAUGAAGAGAUUCCUUGAGCCAGCCAGCAGGCAAGGCUCGCUGAGUUCAGAGGCAGAGCUCUCUCAGUAUUUCUCGGUUCACGAUGUCCCCAGCCAUUCUUCCCUUUCUGAGACCAUGGCGAUGGGAUCUAGUGAUGACGACAUGCUGCAUAGUAGCAGGAGCUGUAAUACGUCUGUGGAGGAAUCAGCAACACCUCAGUCACAUGCAGUCUAUCAGGAUUGCUCCUAUAAAGCUUCAGAGAGUAGUCCCACAACCCCAGAAUGCUGUAAAGCCUCUGGAGGAGGUGGUCGCACCGCAGACACACCCCAACAGGCCAGCGUGGGCAGCAGUCCGAGUUCUGUCCGCAGCCCGCUUCUUCGCCAGCGUCGGGUCAUCUGCUAUGAGGAUGAGCCCAGCGACGACGAAACAGGCCUUGCAGAGGACAGUGGGCCUUUCCGUUGCCGCCUUCGCGGGGUCUCAGAUGGCAGCCACAACCACCAUCAAGAGGAAGACUCUGGUAUCGUAAUAGCCACGUCAUCUCUCGAGGUUGAUGAUGAAAGCCAGGAUAGCAGUGAGAGCCACAGACAGAUCGACAGCGAACCAGCAACGCCAAUCUAUGGCAGCUCGCUCGAAUCUGAGGAAGGACCUAGUGGCCCACCUAGCGCCGAAUCUCCCUUCAUGCCUAUUCGCUGUAUGGAGACAGCCGGAGGAACAAACCUGGGCAUCAAAAAAGAUCCACAUCGAGAAGGGCAGGAGGUCAAACGCUCACCCAAGCUGGAGCACAAAGCCGUGACUCGUGUCAAAAGCAUGAUGAGCAUUGAGUGCCCCAACCCUCCACAAAAAGCCAAGGGUGAAGAACCGGCUUUACUCCCGGCAGCCGCUGCCCAGGUUACGCAGAACAGCACACGGCCACCUUGCAAGAUGCUACACUGCAAGAAGGGGGAAUCCAGCGAGUUAGCAGGGGUCUGCACCAUUGAGACAGUAGUGCUCCAGCGUAGUGAGAACGAGUCUUUUGGUCUGGAUCUGGAGAUUAAGUCCGCUCCACUUAAGGUGCUGAUCACAGGACUGAGACUGGGAGGUGUUGCAGAAAGGGAAGCCUCAGGGAAGAUGAGCGUUGGUGAUGAGAUUGUAACAAUUGGUGACACUCCCGUGUGUACAUCCACCUAUCAGGAGAUCUGUGACCUCAUGCACAACCUGCCAAUCACAUUAACCUUAGAGAUAAAAAAGCCAGUCUCAGCUGUAGAUCGACUUUCCAGCCUGAUUAUGUCUUCUGGCUGUGAGGGCCCAUCUAAAAUUGAGACACCUAGACCUCCAGAAGAAAGGAAUAAUAUGGACAAAACUAUAGUUGCGGCCCAAGAAAACCUUUUAUCAGAAACAAAUGCGAAAGAGGCAUUAGCAAUCCACAGCAGCAGCAUUCCCAUCACUAACAUUGAUGAUGUCAUAACUGAACUGACCUCAGCAGAAAGCAAAGAAAAAGACAAAAGUGUCUUGGAUUCCACAGACGCAAAUGUAAGGACAGAAGAGUGCAGUGAAGUAGAUGAGAGAGGGACUGCAGCGCAAUCUCAACCUAGCCUCUCGGAUUUCUCUGCCCUAGAUGUUGGGAAUAGCACUUCCCAUUUUUCUGUAGGAAAGACGUUUUUAAAUAAUUACUCAAGGAACUUUAGUAACCUGGGAGAGGAUGUUGACUCUCUAGAGAAAGGACAUGAAGAAAAACCAAGUAUGUACAGUCUGGUGGAAGAUAGUGACUCUGAAAGUGACUCUGCAGAUAGUGCUGUCAAAGUAGAGUCGUCUCAAGGUAACUGUGAGGAUCCUCAGGACACCGACUCAGAUGAGGAAGAAGUUGAGCUCUGUUACAGCACUGUCAGUCAGCCUGCAUUCAGCCAAUCAGAGGCCAAUAGAAAAAGCAUGGCCAAUUGCCACACUGUUGAAAUUCUUGCUAGUGGAGUCAUACUUGCUAGUAUGGAUCGCCACAACCCUCUGUCACUCACAAUGCAAGACAAGGAUCCAAAAGAGAAUCAUACUGUCUCUGAGUUACCAAAUCAACUUUGUCCUCAAGUUUCAGCUGAUGAUCUCCUAAAUGGGGAGAGUGGACACACUGCCACACAGAGAACACCAUCAAACUGCAAAACUGAUGAAAAAUGUGAAACCAUUUCAAAAGCGGUUUCUUUUCCCACUGUUACUCAGGGCAUUAGUCAUGUCACCCCAAGAAGUCAAGAGAGGACAACUAAGUUGCACUCAGAUGCAUCUCUGUCAGAAGAGAAAAACAAUACUGGGCAAGUGACACUGGGGUCUACUGUGUCACAACCCAAGGCAUUAAAUGGUAAAACUAGUGGACAGGCCUCCUCAAUAGUUGUUCCAAAAGACAAGGAGAGAGAGAAAGUUAAUCCUUUACUUGACUUUAAAUCAUCAUUUUCCCAAACCCAGAGUAAAUCUAAUUGUGUCAGAUCUUUGGGAACUAAAUCCCCAAAUGACAACCCCGUCUCUCCCCUGCUGAGAAGUAGACUCAAAGUUGAUGAUAAAAAGUCAAAUACCUCAUCUAAACUUAAGGGUCUGAGUAUUAAGAGUAAAUCCAAAGAUCAAGAACAGUCCGUCUCUAGAACGUCAAGGGUGGAAGGCCAAGGACAGAAAAAAGCACUCAGCUCCCCAAGUCAGUGUCCUAAACUUCUCUCCAAAAAAACCACACCGACUGGUAGCCCUAAAUCCACCAGAACAUCUGAGAAGAUCAGGGUUACUUCUUGUAAAACUGACCAACCAACUGUGUCCAGUGUGUUAAAGACAAAUUCCAUUAACACCACCAAAGAAGAACUCAAGCCUUCCAAGAAGGAACAAGUCUCGGACCUAAAGGAGCAAGUCUCAAAAUCAGAGGUCAUGGUCAUCAACACUCAAAGAACUUUCAUUGAGGUACGACUUUCAUCCUCUUCAUCGUCUACACCUGUGCUGACACGCAAGGAAGUUGGGAAUGCAAGUCAUUUAAGCUUGGCUUCUGUGUCCGUGGAUCAAGUCCAGUGGGAGGAAUCAAAUUCUGACUCCUCUCUCGGAAGGCACAAAAUCCCACUAGAUUCAACAAAUUCUUUGUCUAUUGGUUUGCACCAUAAUGGUACCAAUAAAUCAAAUGAAACGUCUUUUAAUGGCCAAGAAGAAAAUCACCUCAGGAACUCUAAUAAUAAAGAUGCUGCUAGUCACAAAACAAGCAUAUCCAAAUUGUACCUGAGAGGACUAGACCGCAGGAGCUGCUCUACCGACAUUAGUGGGUCACUUGACCCAAACCCCUUCUCAGUUCGUCAAAGAAUCCAGUCCUUUGAGAAUCUAGCCAGCUUUGAUCGAUCUAUCAUAAAGUGUAUAGACAUUCCAUUUUAUGCUAAUAACUCAAAGCCACCUCUGAACCGGAGGUUAUCUGGGUAUGCUGGAUCUGUUAGCAGUCAAUCCGGUGACAGUCGUUCUUUGAGGAGGAGUUUCAGCUCUUGUGUAGACCAUUUAAGCUCAACUCCAUCUUCACCAUACCCACAGAAUUCAGCUUCCACUUCAGUUGUCACCUUCUCUGAAUCAACUCCUCAAAAUCAAACCACCGAAGCUGUUAUAAAAGAGCAGGUGAGAAAUGAGGCCUCUGUGAACCAGCCUGCUGUACACACACCACCAGUACUGCGCUCCCGCAAUGCCCGCGCUCAUGGAGGCCUGUCACGCUCCAAACUGAGAGAGAUAAAGGCACUGAGCAUGCCUGAACUGGACAAGCUGUGUACUGAGGAUUUCACCAGCGACCCUGGAAAUGUGGUUUUUAAGACGGAGCUGGAGAUUUACCCUUGCAGGUCCAUAGACCCAGCAUCACCCAACCUGCAGUGCACCGUGGUGACCAGGAUGAGCAGUGUUGAUGCUGGGAUUCCUGGUUCAACUAGUAAUGGGGACCAACACGAAGGCCAGAUCACAGGGCUCUCAUGCUGGUCUAUAAGAUUGAAAGAUCUCGAAUCUUCUCCUUCGGACCAAAAUAGAGUGCAAGAUGUUUUGUGUUCCCUGACAACCAAAUUGAAUGUGACAAGUCUCAUACAGGAAACAAGCACUCUUUCAGAGGUUAAAGAUGACAUUUACUUUGUGGUCUUAACCAAAGAGCAAGGAUCUGGACUGGGUUUCAGCAUCGCUGGAGGAGUAGAUCUGGAGCAGAAAUCUAUUACUGUCCACCGGGUGUUCACUCGAGGGGUGGCAGGUGUAGAAGGUACCAUUCACAGAGGAGACAGAGUUUUGUCAAUAAACGGGACCAGCUUGAGUGGCAUCACACACGCAGAGGCGCUGUCCUGCCUUCAUCAAACCAGACUCCCGAAGCAAGCGUUAGUGAUCAUCCAGAAGAGCAAGAACACUGAGCCAACAUCACCUAGACGAGAACUUCCUCUUCAGACUGGAAUCUGUCCUACUCCAGGCCAUAGAGACGACCUCAGAGAACAUAAAACAAGUGUGGAAGUGGGGCCAGACGGGGCUUUGAGUGUGGAGUUACAGAAGACUACAGCCGGUUUAGGGUUCAGUCUAGACGGAGGCAAAGCAUCUGCCCAUGGAGAUCGACCUCUUUACAUCAAACGCAUCUUCCGUGGAGGAGCUGCUGAACAGUCCCGGGUCAUUGACGUCGGAGAUGAGCUCCUAGCCAUCAACGGCAGGUCUUUGCAGGGCCUUAUGCACUACGAUGCCUGGAACAUCAUUAAAACCGUCUCUGAGGGUCCCGUCCAGUUAGUCAUCAAAAAACCCAGGACUUCAGUAUGACGUUUGAUUUAUCUGCACGUGUUGCACGUUUGUGAGAUGCCAAACUCUGGUGGACUCUCAUUGUACGUAGACUUUACUUUUUAUAUAUAUAUAUAUGUUUGUUACAGGAUCUCUAUGAUGAAGAAUUUGUUGCACAUUGAUUUUUAUACAAACCAAUGCUUCUGCGGAUUUGUGGUAGACUCACAUAUGCGGGCUUGAGGUAUUUUUAGUAUGUCUUAGAACUUUGUAUCUUACGGACUUUGUGCAUUAUGACUUUUUGAAGACAUUUAUGCCUAAUUGUGAGAAUUCUAAACGAUACAGUAACUGUUUCCCUUGUAAAAUAUAAUUUAAUGACAAUAUUGUGGAAAUUGUUUUAUAUGUAUAGCUAUGAUUAUGUGGUGAUGAUGCAAACCACUAGAGCGUGUUCACUCUGCUUCGUCUAAUGGAUCACAGUAGAUCAGCAUAGAUAUCAAACUCUAUGUGAACCAUAAAAUUAGCUUUUGUUUUGAACUGGUUUAUAACUUUAAAAUGGAUUUGUUGAAUUGAUUUUUAUUUUUUUUCCCCGUUAUCACAGUAACUGGUAUUUGUAUUCUUCCUUUUUGAUGAUUGCAAUUUUGGGGUGUUUUGGUAUUGACUUAUUUUAAAGUGUGUAUUUUUCAGUGCCACUAGCAAACAGAUUUGCAGAAAUUUCCUAAACACUCCUAUCUUCCCCAUCUGUACAGAAAAACAGGAAGCUACACCCCGGUCUCACAUUAUUGGUUGAAGCGCAAGAAAAAAGAAAAUGAAAAAAAACGAACACUGUGACAGACCCAUUGCGUUUACACUUGCUUCACGUUUAAAUACUUGAAUUCAAUCUGGUUAUUAACAUAUUUCAAAUUCAAUCGUAGAUUCACCUUAGCACACUUUAAUUAGAAUCAUGACAUUUCAGGUCUUGUGGUUAUGUUUGAUCAUAUUCUUUCAGCUGUGAAUAUUGUCAUGUUUACCAUCUGAGACUUUCAGUUGUCUCCCUAAUAAAAAAAAAAGAUAUAUAUAUCAGUGAUGUUGUUAUAUUUUACUUGAACUGUCUUUGUGUAAAUAUUGAGGCUCCCACUGAUUUUAUUGUAAUUUAAUUUUGCUGAGUAUUAAGCACAAGUGUAUUAACUAUAGCAGAUGAAAAAAGCAAUCAUGAUUAUUUCUUUUGUCAAUCUGACUUUUUGUUCUGCCCUUUGUGAAUAAAGACAUCAGAUAUUUUUUAAA